Molecule: messenger RNA, 1009 nt
Organism: Erigeron canadensis
Lineage: Eukaryota; Viridiplantae; Streptophyta; Magnoliopsida; Asterales; Asteraceae
Exons: 3
Coding region: 165-707 (180 amino acids)
Source: RefSeq, a predicted model, not a curated record
UCCAAUAAUUCUUUUUCAACGAGUGAGUUGAGUCCACACUGAAUUAAGGAAUUUCCACCCACCCAUUUUAAUCACCUCCUCCCUCCCCCCUAUUCAUUCAUAAUAACUUUUGCUCUCCUCACGGAUUUCAUAACAUCAAAAUUCUUUCUUUCUUAUAAACAAAAAUGAAGGAUACCGAAUCAACAAGAAAACAAGACUUACCUCUUUUAGCUACACAUAAUGGUGGCGGUGGCGGUGGUGGUGGUGGUGGUGGUGGCGGUGCUGGGUUGUUUACUAAGAACAGGUACAAGUUUUGGGCCAUUUCUGCAAUCUUGUUGCUAGCUUUAUGGUCCAUGUUCACCGGUUCAGUUACUUUAAAAUGGUCGGGCGAUAGCAAUGCUAGUAAUCCCUUUAAUGACUCAUUUGAUUCCCCUGUUCAUGAUCUCGACAUAUUGGAAGUUGAGGACCGGGAGAAACUUGUAAAAAGGUUUUGGAAUGUAUACACACAUAGUAAAACCACACGGCUGCCUAGGUUUUGGCAGGAAGCGUUUGAGGCUGGAUACGAGCAUCUCACUAGUGACGUUACUGAAUUGAGAGACGCUGCAGUUUCUGAGAUAGCUAAGAUGUCUUUGGUUUCGGUCGAUGUUGAACCGUUGCCUCAAAACACGGGUUUGGGAGGAAUUAGGAAGAGAUUGAGGCAUGGAAUUGGCCGGAAGAUUGGUGUUUAGAAUUGCACACUAGGUGUUCGACAAAAAGAUUGUGAUAAUGCUAUAAGGUUACUACUAAACAGGAUCUUAUUGAGGAAAUGUGUUUUAAUUUAAUCGUGUCUUGCAUAGUAGCUGAAUUUGUUGAGUUGCAAACUGCAAAAGAAAAAGCGGUAAUUGUAUGAAAAGUGUCAUCAACAUUUAUACAUCAUAUAUGAUAAUACUAUAGGGGAACAAUCUAUGAAGAAACCCCUGGUCAAGAACAAGGUGUACUUGUAUAUGGAUCUUAUGAUUAUCAAAUCAAAUAUUGCAUUUUGUUUUGAUUA